Molecule: messenger RNA, 6363 nt
Organism: Aphanomyces astaci
Lineage: Eukaryota; Oomycota; Saprolegniomycetes; Saprolegniales; Verrucalvaceae
Exons: 6
Coding region: 31-6339 (2102 amino acids)
Biological process (GO): proteasome-mediated ubiquitin-dependent protein catabolic process; protein polyubiquitination
Molecular function (GO): protein binding; ubiquitin protein ligase activity
Source: RefSeq, a predicted model, not a curated record
CGAAGCAGGGACGAAGAAGGGGUGGUGCGUAUGGACACGGACGAAGCCGACGAAGCGCACGUGCUGCAGGAGCUCCUCCUCCAAGAAGGCGAGAUCGACGAUGAACUCGAUGAGGAUGACGAGAUGGAUUCGACGAGUGAACUGAGCAGCCAGCAGUCGGCAGUCGAGACUAGUGACGUCGCAGCAGCGACAACUGGCGCAUCAACGACGUGGAAUUGCACCCAAUGUACAUACGAAAACAGCAGUAGCUCGUCCAUUUGUGAGAUCUGUGGCUCCCCGCGCGAAGUUCUUGACUCUAGCAGCGUCACAUCGUCGUCCGCCGCGACAGCAAGUGCUGCUGGCGAUGGACGUUGGGAGUGUGCAGCAUGUACGCUAUUGAACCCUCGUCAAGCGCAUGUAUGUACAGUGUGUAGUACCCCAAAUCCUGCGAGCAUGGGAGUCGCGCGAUCGCAUCGAGGACAUGGCCUUGGGGCGGCUCUGGGGCUGUUCGAGAAAGCGGGCAAAGACGAUUCAUCGUCGCCCGCGGGUAUUUCCAGCGCCGCGCUCGAAGCCCUCGCGAACGACAAGAAAGGCGGCGUGAAAUUGGUCGACACGUUGCAGGCCAUGACCCACAACUUGGCGAUGACCGAAGCGUCGGCCGAGGGCGGCCUCGGGUUGCUCAUGGGCCGACCGAAGUUUAGCCCAAAGACCGACCCACACCUCGUGACCGUCCUCAGCGGCAUUCUCAAAACCAAGGCCAAAUUCGCGCUGCAGCCGCGGUUGCUGGCAUGCCAGUCGCUCAACUACUUGAUUAAACUGGACAUUCGCAUGUCAGACGGGAAGAAAGCCUCCGAGUACAUGGCCAUGUACUUGGACAUCAUGGACGAAGUCGCGAUGCACCACCAGCAUGAGUCGUUGGCCAAGCAUUUGGCCGAAGAAGCGACCAACGGGCUCGAAGUCGCGUGCCAGUCUCACCCCGCGGCCUUCCGCGACCUGUGCCAGCCCGAUCCAUUGGCCAAACUGCUUGGCUUUUUGACGUUUGCUAACACAAUGCACGUGAACGUUCUGCUCACGACGCUGUCGCUGCUUCAAAAGGUGUGCCAACGGGUGCACUUCCACACGAAACCGCCCUCGUCGUCCUCGGCUUCCCACCGCAAGCCCGCGGCGCCCCAAGCCGCGCUUCCCACCAUCAUGGCCGCCCUGGAAACGUACAUUGGCCACAUCAACCCCCGCGUCCAAGUAGGCGCGAUCAAGUGCAUGACGGUGCUGUUCCACCGCACGCCUCUGCACGAACAUUUGACGGCGUCGGUGACCCGCCAGCUGCUGCACAUCAUGGUGGCACCGUCGACGGACGACGGCGGCAGCCACGACGCCAGCCGCGCCGCCGUCGCCCUGCUGUCGGAACUCCUCGACGAGUCGCCGACAGUAUUUACGACCCUGGUUGACCCGGACGUGGCCCAGCCAUUGAUGCAGCAGCUGGGUCCGAUGUUGCAGACCGAAUCGGUGGCUACGCCCACGCUGCGCUUCCUGUCCAAAGUCGCGGCGCGGAUUGCCAGCCACCAAGCCAACGAGUCGACGACCCUCCAGAAGUUUCUGCUUGCAUUUAUCAAGGCAAACGCGGUGGCAACUGUGUCGUCCCUCCUCAAAGACGGCGCGACGCUGCACUCGCCGUCGCCGUUUCUGGUGGCGGUGACCACGUCGUCGGUGGCGAUGGUCCGGCUGCUCAUCCGCAAAGGCGCGCAUGUGUCGGUGGAAGCGCUUCAUGCCGCCGCCGACGCCCGACGGUGCGACGUCGUGUUGGUCUUGCUGCAGCAUGGCGCGAGUCCCAAUGCUGCCAACGAACAUGGAGAGACCCUGCACCAAGUGCUGGCCAAGCACCCGCCGAACCAUCCCGUGACCAAACUGCUGGCAGCUCGGCUGUCACCUGCGACGAUGGAUCACGAGGGUGUCUGCGACGAUGGCCACCACCUCCACGGACGCCACCAUCCCCAUCGACCUUCUCGACCCAAUGUCGACGAAGUGGCGUCGGCGGGUGGCGGGCUCGUGCUGGCCCCUCCGUCCGCAGGGGCAUCAGCGUCGUUGCAGGCGCGGGAAGUGCUGAUUGAAGACUUUACCCGCGCAUGGAACGACAUGGAAGAAGACGAGUCGGAUGACCAUUUUGACGACGACGGUGAUAACGAUGAUGACAUGCAUUCAGAAGGAGACGACGACGACGACGACGAGGAUGCGUAUCAUGACAUGUAUGGCGACGAAUCGCACGAGGACGACGGGGACGACGACAGUGACGACGACGAAGACCAGGACAUGACACAUGACGACGAGGCCCUUCCUCCUCGUUCCAAGAAGGAUGCCAAGGGGAUCGCUGCGGACGUACGGGGCGAGUUCGUUUCGUACUUUACGCACGCGCUGUUUACGAGUCUGGUGCAUGCUGUGGCAGCUGUGGACAACAAGCACGUGACCCACGCAGUCUUGUCCACGUUAGCCACCGUGCUCGUGUACCCGAUACUCGAGUUGACGGAGGCCGACUUGGGUGUGUUGCUAGAGGUAAUCCACGGUCUGUUGAUGGAAACGCCCGCUUCCGGCGACGUCACCACCCCCAACAACAACGAUGCCGACGGAGACGUGUACCCGACGAUCCUCGCGCUGCGCCUGCUCCAAGCGCUGUCAGCUGUUCAGAAUCCGACGGUGGUUCGGCACAUGGAACGGCAGGGCAUUCUGGAGCGCCUGCGGUCGAUUGCGCAGCCUACCCGUACGUUGAACGCUGUCGACGCGGCCGUGUCAUCUCUGGUCUCGGACUGGCUCGACACAUUGCAACCGCUGGCGUCAACGUCGUUGGUGGCGAAUCCAGUGGUUGCCCGGUUGAAUGCCUUGUGUGAGCACCUCGAGACGUCCUGUGACACUGUCUUGGACGACAUGCUGUCGUGCAUCGACGACGGCGUCACAACGUACGAACUGACCAAAUCGGCGGUCGUGCCAACGCUGCUGCAGGCGCUUUCGACCCGCACAGGCGCGGUCGUGUGGACGCCGAAGUGGCAGACGCUGGUCCGCCACUUGCAUCAAGUCGUGGGGUUGCAUGAAUCGCUGCCUGUGAUCAGCUACGCCAUGGCCAAAGGCAAGGAAUUCUACCCGUUGACGCGGCAAUUGCGUCUCCGCAUGCGCGUCGAGAAACGUACGGACGCCCCCCCCCGGAGCAUCCAUGCGUCGCCGCUGACGCUGUUUUCGUCGUUUGAACGCACCGUGUUUCGAUGUGCGACACUGCGGGACCCCCAGUGGCUCCAGUACGCGUGGAGUUUGGUCGGCCAUUCGAUUUGGAAACCGUCCGACGGCAAGUGGGUUGAAGCGACCGUGUGUGGCUUUGAAUCUGCGACAGGGUGCCACCUCGUGCAUUGCCGCGACGAGUACGUCGAGGAGGUGCUGCAUGAAGAAACGUACCGCCUCGUCAAGUCGUUGCGUGUGUGUGCGUCCGUGUCGAUGGACUUGAGCGUGUUUGGGCGUCCGCCGGCGUUGAAACGAACCACGCCGGACGACGACGACGACAACGACGACCAGACUAGUCACCAUGUGCGUCGAUCGAAGCGCAUCAAGCGACAGGGGGGCGAGGUGAUCCGGGACGACGACGACGCCGCCGUCCACCCGCGGUUGUUGGCCGAGUCGUCGCCCCCAUACGACAAGGCGCGGUCGCGAGAGCAACGGUUGAUGGAUGUGUUGCGAUUGCAAGACAUGUCGGCAACUACCCCGACCGAAGGCGACAAGGUGUGGGUGUCGUCGAAUCAUGGCGGAUCGCUCAUUUGCGUAUGCGGGACGUUUGUGAAGAAGACAACGGCGUCGCAGGUGGAGGUUCAAGUCUCGUUUGGGUCGUCGCAGGUGAACGUGCCGUUGGUCGUGGACGAAGCCAACGUCGUGACAUUUCAAGCCAAGGCCAGGCCUGGGUCGGCUGCGUCGUCCAAAGUGCAACGAAUGCUGGGGGCAUUGGACUCGCACAGUGGACGGAAUGGCGGCCGACCCGUGCUGGAACACCUGCGACGGCUGCUCUCGCGCUCCCGCCACUCGGACCACAUUGACGCCGAGGACGAGAGCAGUACUGCCGCCGUCGCGUCGUCGUCGUCCUCCGCUGCCGCCGCGUCGUCGACGCCCCCUUCUCGCGCCAAGAAAAACAAGCAAAAAGCAGCAGCCGCCAAGCCCAAUUCGCGACCCACCAUAACCGCCGAAGACGAACUGUUUACGACAGCGUCGCCGCCCGUCGUUCGGGUGUUGCUCGGUUUGGGCGAGUCCAGCGACAAGUCGGAGGAUCAACUGCAUUGGCUCACGCCGGACGGCGCCCGCCUCAACGACGUGGCAGUCCCCGUGGCCCGGUGGUUGUUUCGAUCGUUUGCAGCCGGACAAGUACCCGCGGCCAAGCCAUCCUCGAUGGAGGCGGACGACACAGUCGAGUCGGACACUCUUGCCAAGUGGUCGUUGGCGGAAUUCAGCAGUUUCUGCAAACAACUCAAGCUUGGGCUGGCGCCGUCGGAAGAGUACUUGGCGUUUUCUGGGUACGCGACAACCGCAAACCAAGAAGACGUGCUGACAUGGGCUGGCUUUUCGUCUUGGCUCGUGGACAUUGUGUGCAAAGAUGCAAAGUACUUGCGGGGCUUGGGCCAAUACCUGGAGCACUUGGGCUUCGAAGCGGCGACGUUCCAGUCGACGGCGCCGUCGGUGCCGCUCAUGGAAUUUGCUCCAGACGACAACUUGUUUCAGUGUUUGACUCGGAUCCACCCGUCGCAAUCGCUGGGGUUGGUACCGUGGAAGUGUGUGUUCAACGUUUUUUGCGACUUUCAAGUGCGGUGGAAACGUGACGACGUCAAGCCUGCGACAGCGUUGCCUACGUCCGACCACAGUAUCGCAGGACCACCCGCGUUUACCCAAUGCGUCCGGCUGCUGCAGGUGCUGCACGACAUGUUUGGCGAUGGAACUACCAAGGACACGUGGCUCAACCCACAACUGUCAAGGAAGCUUCGCAUGCAGUUGCAGGACGUGCUGUCAGUCACGAGCGGCACGUACCCGGCUUGGUGCGACGAGCUCGUGCAACAGACCAAGUUUUUGUUUCCGCUCGAGAUGCGGUACACGUUGUUUCGGACAACGGCGUUUGGGUUUUCACGGUCGUUGCACUGGUUUCGCGACCAUUUGGAGUCAGCGAAUGACGAACUGACGAUCUCGCCACUGCCCAAGGAACGAGCCAAAGUUGACCGCAGCGACAUCCUCCACAGUGCCGACGCUGUCCUCAAGGUGCACGCCAAGCGCAAGGCCGUGCUCGACAUUGUGUUUGUGGGUGAGCGCGGGUACGGCUCGGGCGUGACGGCGGCGUUCUAUUCGGCUGUCGCCCAUGCGCUGCAAUGCAAUGCCACCAUGCAUGUCUGGGUCCGAGGACAUGAAGGUUCCACUGACGACGUGGUGCGGCAUCCCAACGGGCUGUUCCCGGUCCCCGUCGCGGCGGCGUCGGACGCGCUCAAAGAUCGAUUCCGACUCAUGGGGCGUUUGGCUGGGAAAGCGCUGCAAGACGAACGGUUGUUGCCUCUGCCGCUGUCGUCGCACUUUUUAAAGCUAGUGUUUGGCGAACGUGUGGAUGCUUCGGAUCUGGCCGCCAUCUUCUUGGAGCCUGGCCGCAUCCUAUCGCAACUACACACCGUGUCCAAGGCUCUGCUGCAGACGACACCGAAGUCCGACGUCCGGAUUGAAAACAUGUCGGCUCGCGACUGGCUGGCGGCAGUGGACCUCAACUUUGUCGACCCGAUCACACAAGCCGAGCUAGAAACCAAUGGAAGUGCCAAAGCUGUGACAGUGGACAACCUGCACUUGUAUGUGGCGCUGGUGGUCGAGUCAUGGCUAGGUCGCGGCGUAUCUAGCCAAGUGCAGGCGUUUCAAGAAGGGCUGGGCGAGGUGGUGCCGCUGACCAAGCUCAAGCUGCUGUUUGUGGACGAACUGCAGCUGACGCUAUGUGGCACGGCGGACGUCGAGUGGACCCACGAAUCCCUCCGCCAGACAAUCAAGUUGGCGCACGGGUACACGUCGUCCAGCGAGCCCAUCGAGCACUUUAUCGAGGUGCUUGUCGACAUGACGACUGCCCAGCGCCGCGCGUUCCUCUUGUAUGCGACAGGGUGUCCGAACCUCCCGCCCGGCGGCGUCGGGUUUGAGAAGCUCAAGCCCCAGUUUGAAGUCGUGCGACGGGUGAGUCCGGACGGCCAGGCGGCGGAUGCGACGCUGCCGUUUGCACGGACGUGUACCAACACCCUCCAUUUACCAGCAUACUCGACGAAAGCGGUCUUGGCCAAGCAGUUGGAGUACGCCGUCUUGAACAGCAAGGGCGUGAUCGAUCGAGAUUAAUAGAGUCCAUGGUGUUGUUUUUCC